GGAUGCUUGUCUAAGGCUGUGGGGUGAUGAGCUGUCAGGCUUACUGGCCCACAGCAUCUUUUCUUGUUUCUCUGGGCCUCUCAGCAUUGCAGGGCCAUCUUGUCAGGCCUGGUAUUUGCCUCUCUGGGAGUUGGCCAUUGGGAAGGCUUGGAUGUGUGACCCUGGCCCAUUUGGGCUUGAGGCUCCAUUAUUCUAGGUACUAUCCGGGGUCCUGAGAAGGAGCCAGGGAGGCCUGUCCUUCAGCCCUGUGCAGCCUCCCUUGUCCACCUUUUGGUAUUUUGGUGAUUGCUGGCCGCAUGAUGAGUUAGGAUGAGAAGUCAGAGUAGGGAUGUCUUUGGGUGUCGGGCUCUGACCAGCUAGCUGACAUACAUGUGGGAGCUAGCUGACAUACAUGUGGGAGCUAGCUGACAUACAUGUGGGAGCUGAGAGUCUGCCGCUUCCUUCUGUGCUAUCUCCGAGCCUUGUGCUGGAGGUGAGGCCUACCCAUGCAGAUGACAUCCAGGUUCAUUUGUCAUCUGGAGUUACCCUCCUAGGCCUUGUUCUCUUGGCAUGGCAUCUGGGUGAGGAACAGGCACAUUUCUGGGGACAUGUUUUGCUGUUCUUCUCCUUCAUCACGGUUGGGUUUCUCAGAUCUGUCAUAACUUCCUGUUUUCUUGUAACGACCUGGGGGCCCUCGCUGUUGCAGUCAGGUGGUGUACUCUGACACUGUCCAGGUGGGAGGAGAGGGCCAGGCCAUGUGGAAAACAGGAGAGAGCCAUGGAAACUGACCACCAGAAAACCUGCAGAAGAACUGGCUUCGGGAAUUUUACCAGGUCCUGCACACACACAAGCCUCACUUCAUGGCCUUGCACUGCCAAGAAUUCGGAGGGAAAAACUAUGAGGCCUCCAUGUCUCAUGUGGACAAAUUUGUCAAGGAACUACUGUCCAGUGAUGCAAUGAAAGAAUACAACAGGGCUCGUGUCUACCUGGAUGAAAACUACAAGUCCCAGGAGCACUUCACGGCACUAGGAAGCUUUUAUUUUCUUCAUGAAUCCUUAAAAAACAUCUACCAGUUUGACUUUAAAGCUAAGAAGUAUAAAAAAGUCACUGGCAAGGAGAUCUAUUCGGACACUUUGGAGAGCACACCCAUGCUGGAGAAGGAGAAGUUCCCACAGGACUACUUUCCCGAGUGCAAAUGGUCAAGAAAAGGCUUCAUCAGGACGCGGUGGUGCAUUGCUGACUGUGCCUUCGACUUGGUGAACAUCCAUCUUUUUCAUGAUGCAUCCAACUUAGUGGCCUGGGAGACAAGCCCCUCUGUGUACUCGGGUGUCAGGCACAAGGCUCUGGGCUAUGUGCUCGACAGAAUCAUCGACCAGCGAUUUGAAAAAGUUUCCUACUUUGUCUUCGGUGAUUUCAACUUCCGCCUGGAUUCCAAGUCUGUUGUAGAGACACUUUGCACAAAGGCCACAAUGCAGACAGUCCGGGCUGCUGAUACCAAUGAAGUUGUAAAGUUGAUAUUUCGGGAGUCAGACAAUGACCGUAAGGUCGUGCUCCAGUUGGAAAAGAAGCUCUUCGACUACUUCAACCAGGACGUCUUCCGGGACAACAAUGGCACUGCGCUCUUGGAAUUUGACAAGGAGUUGUCUGUCUUUAAGGACAGACUGUAUGAACUGGACAUCUCAUUCCCCCCCAGCUACCCGUACAGUGAGGACUCCAGCCAGGGAGAACAGUACAUGAACACGAGAUGCCCCGCUUGGUGUGAUCGAAUCCUCAUGUCCUUGUCUGCCAAGGAGCUGGUUCUUAAGUCAGAGAGCGAGGAGAAGGUUGCCACCUACGACCACAUCGGGCCUAACGUCUGCAUGGGAGACCACAAGCCGGUGUUCCUGGCCUUCCGAAUCGCACCCGGGGCAGGGAAGAGGUGCCAGCGCCAUGAGAGGAUCCUCGAGAGACCUCCCUGUAGCAGUGUAUCGAACUCAUCCUCCUAACAGCUGCAUCGGAACCGCCCAAGCAUCACCUGCUAGAAGGCCGGCCCCACACUUCGCUUCAGCCUCCGGACCUCCGGAAAGCCUCACAUACCUCACUGUCGUGUCUGUCACGUGACAUUGUAGACAUAUUGGGUUUAAUCAAGCCACAGUCCUAUUGCCAAAACUCUAACAGACAGCAGAGCGCCUGUAUUUUAGACUUCACAGUUUUCCAUUUUUAAUGAUUGUCUGUGGAGGAAGCUUCUCCAUUUAGAGCCCCAGGUGUCCAGCGUCCCUCUCUGCCAGGAGGAAUGUGCCGGGCACUAGCCCAGGCAGCAAGACUGCCCUGUGCUCAAGCCCGAGGCCCCGAGGUCUGACUCUCCUGCCAUGUUACGUGGCGUGAGAAUCACACUGCAGCUGCUUUCCAUUUUUAUAUAUAAAUACAUAUAAAUAUAUACUUUUUAAAAAUAAUUUAUAAAUCUUACCAAAACUUAUGCUGAAUAUACUUUCCAGUAUGAGUGCACGAGUGUCCUGAGCAGGCAGAACCGCAGUCUAGUUGAAUGGCGAGUCCAUCAGCAGUCAGCACCUGUUCCUGAGACAAGACCUAGCACUUGCCCAGGGCGAGGGGCCCUGUGGUAUGCCUGGACUAGCAGCUUGUCACUCUUCUGCCUUUUUCUGUGUAAUAUUAAGAACUGAAUGUGAAGUUUAUAGCUAGCCUGGGUGUACCUUUUAAGAAUUUUGUAAACCGUUUUGUCUGUCUUUUGUUACCGUUUUAUGGUGCCAAGUAGCCUACAUUAAAACCAUAAUCUUGUGGGAGAAUUAGAAGUAGCCUCGUCCACUUCCCACAGAUUGCUUCUAGCAUGGGCUGUGUGUAAACCCGGCAGAAAAGCGACGGUGAUGCUGGGCACAGCCUGUGCCGGACUCGCACCCAGCACUGAGAACCGCGGAAGGUGCCUGCGGAGCCUGCUGAGGAAACACAGCGUGCUUUUAUUGAUUUACUUCUGAACACUACAGUUCCUGGAUGGGGCGGAGGCGCGAGUUAACGUCGGUUUCCCUAGAAAUCACUCAAGGCCAGCCUGUGUCCUUGAUGCCAGGGUCGGGUCUGUGACUGCCAUGGUCGCUGCUUGCCAAUGUGCCAUGUCCGAAGCGGUUGUCCUCCGUGGGUUCCAGCUGUGGGUCCUUCCUUCGAAGGCCUCUGGAAGUGACUGCUCGGUUCCUAAGCAAUAAAAUUGAUCAUGGUGAAAACA
This is a messenger RNA of Rattus norvegicus (Norway rat), 3187 nucleotides long. It is a transcript of the gene Inpp5a, whose product is annotated as inositol polyphosphate-5-phosphatase A. Gene Ontology annotation, biological process: negative regulation of phospholipase C-activating G protein-coupled receptor signaling pathway; negative regulation of calcium-mediated signaling; phosphatidylinositol dephosphorylation. The record is from RefSeq and is a predicted model, not a curated record. Lineage: Eukaryota; Metazoa; Chordata; Mammalia; Rodentia; Muridae. Gene Ontology annotation, molecular function: PH domain binding; inositol-1,4,5-trisphosphate 5-phosphatase activity; phosphatase activity. Gene Ontology annotation, cellular component: membrane; dendrite; plasma membrane.